This is a messenger RNA of Acipenser ruthenus (sterlet), 1559 nucleotides long. RefSeq names its product MTOR-associated protein MEAK7-like. Lineage: Eukaryota; Metazoa; Chordata; Actinopteri; Acipenseriformes; Acipenseridae. The record is from RefSeq and is a predicted model, not a curated record. The coding region runs from base 95 to 364 and encodes 89 amino acids. The transcript is spliced from 3 exons.
AAUGUUGAAGGCACACUUCCUGAUUCGAUGACUCGUCUUCCUGUCGGAUGUUCUGAGUGGAAUCGCAGAGGAGAAGGGAGCUCUGGUCCGGUCCAUGGUAUCUGGAUCUCAGAGAAGAACGGAGAAGGGAACACAAGUCACAGAGGCAAAAUAUGAAGGAAUGGGUGGACAGCACAAUUACUUUGGUCUUUGGGUAGACAGUAAUUUUGGGACACAGCAAGGCCAAGCCCUGGUGUACCACCUACAACAGCCCUCAACUCUCUGCCAAGGAAGACUUGGAGAGUUGAUGCCAUGGAGGUGUGGGUGCUGGGGAACCUCCGGAAGACGCACCUUCCAAGACAAAGAAGAGCAUUUUAGAUGCUGAUCCAGAGGUGCAGGCAUUGAUGGAAAUGACAGGGAAGGUUCGUCAGAGCGAAGGGCUCUGGGAACCAGUGGAGGAGGAAGAGGAGGCUGACAAAUAAAUAAAGCUUCCAGAAAACGAAUCCUGUGAGAUUAACUGUGAAUACGGCAGAGUGGGGUGUUCCAAUUCCACUGUAUUCACAGGGCACCACAGCCAGAUCAAAUAGUGUGAGAAAUAUCUGCCGCCUGUUCAAAAUGGCCUCAUUGACUAUGUUUACAAUGUUUUUGUGACCCUCAAAGGAACAGUCUUAGUUAUUUUUUUAAUAUAUUUUUUACUAAUGAACUCGACAUACCAUCAUUGUACUGUAUGUUUCAAGAAUUUGGACGUGCCUUAUUUAGAAUUAUGAAUACAAUUUUAUUUUAAUGAUUAUUACUCCACAUCAAAAACAAAUAAUGCAUCGAAAGUCACUUAAAUUGGUUCAUACAUUUAUUUAUAAACAUAAAAUCUAAACUGGGGGGUGUGUGCGAGUGAGCUUUGGUCAUUGAGCUGAUAACUUCAAAUCCUGAUUUUUUUUUUUUAUUAAAUAUUUUUAAAUCGAAAAUGCUUUGGAGUUAGGAAUCCUAAAUAUUUUACCAGACAAAUUUAAGUGUCCAUCAAACAUGGUUAAAAAUGAAACCAGGCACUUUGAAGUUUGUUUUGAAACCAUGUUGUAGUAAAGAAUAGUGAGUCAGGGCUGAGGCCCUGCACAUGUGCCUAUACAGUAGUUUAAUUAGAUUUGUAUUUAUUGUAAAUAAUUCGAGCCAGACAAUUCAAGUGUAGUUUACAGGGAGUCAUAGCCGAGCGCUGGUGGCCUGUAGUUUUUUGACCGGCCGGUGGAGUUUCGCUAUAAGAAGGAGCCCCUGACACGCCUGUGUGCUGCUGAGCCAAGGCAAUUGCGUUUGUGCUGCGCAGCAGAAUGAAGCCUUUUCCUUUGUUGGUGAGUGACCAUUUUGAGUAAACCGCGUGUGAUGUCAGCGGGACUUCCAUUUUAGUAGGUGCAGCGCAUCGCCACUAGAUGGCAGCCUUUUAUUUUUAGCUGCUUUUGUAAAGUGUUUUUGUUUCACUAUUUUGUUUUGGUUUCCUGGACUCUUGUUUGAUAUUCUCCCAUUACUUACCAUUGUUGGAAGCGUUGCAUGGUUUUCUUUAUGCUAAAUAAAUCCUGACCGAUGUUUCAAUGUCA